Oryza sativa Japonica Group (Japanese rice) is the source of this 1626-nucleotide messenger RNA. The record is from RefSeq and is a predicted model, not a curated record. Lineage: Eukaryota; Viridiplantae; Streptophyta; Magnoliopsida; Poales; Poaceae.
AUGUCCACGUCGACGCCGCCUCCGCUAGCGGCAAGCCGCCAAGAGCAGCCAGCCGGCGACUGUCCGCCACCUCCGCGCCCUACCACCGCCUUCGAUGAUACUUUGUACGCGACCAACAAGAAGGUCCUCACGAUGCACAUCGACAGCUACAAGGAGGCGACGAAGCUGGCGGCCAACGGCAUGAACAUCAAGUCCCCCAAUCUCGACGCCGGCGGCCACUCAUGGCACAUCCUCGUCUACCCCAACGGCAGGCUCCCCGGCACCACGGACUCCAUGUCGCUCUUCCUCCAGCUCGCCGAUGCCCCAGACGAUGGCGGGUACGUGAAGUUCGAGUACCAGUUCAUGCUGGAAAUACACAGCGGCGACAGCCGCGGGCUGGAGUUUAUGUCCGGCGGAGUCGUCGCCGCCGCCAACAAGAGGUGGAACGCGCACGGCUUCGAGCGGUUCGUGUCACGUGAAGAUCUCGGCAAGAGGGGCUUCGUCAAGGCUGAUCGCUUCCAGAUCCGCUGCGACGUCAUCGUCUUGGAAAAGAAGCCGUCGAUGCUGCCGGUCGUCGAGACACCGCCGCCCUCGGGUCAGCCGAGCCCGGCUACCGAGACGGCGCCGCCGGGGCUAUCAGGCUCGCGCCAAGCCCCUGCGCUCAUCACCUUUCUUCAGAACAAUAAAGAUAUCUUUGCAUGGAAACCAUCUGAUAUGCCCGGUAUUCCUAGAGAGGUGAUUGAGCACUCCUUGCAUGUCAAAGAAGAUGCCAAGCCUAUCAAACAACGACUCCGCCGAUUCGCACAAGACAGGAAGGACGCGAUCAAGGAAGAAUUAACCAAGCUGUUAGCGGCAGGCUUCAUCAAAGAAGUCCUUCAUCCCGACUGGCUGGCAAACCCGGUUCUAGUUCGGAAGAAAACGGGGCAAUGGCGCAUGUGUGUUGAUUAUACUGACCUCAACAAGUCUUGCCCUAAAGAUCCUUUUGGGUUGCCUCGCAUUGACCAGGUAGUCGACUCGACCGCUGGCUGCGAGCUUCUCAGUUUUUUGGAUUGCUACUCGGGGUAUCAUCAGAUCCGACUGAAGGAAUCCGACUGCUUGAAGACUUCAUUCAUCACGCCCUUUGGAGCAUACUGCUACGUCACCAUGCCGUUCGGACUAAAAAACGCAGGAGCAACUUAUCAACGUAUGAUCCAGAGAUGCUUCUCAACGCAGAUCGGCCGCAACGUUGAAUCCUAUGUGGAUGAUGUAGUCGUCAAGACCAAGCAAAAGGAUGAUUUGAUCUCGGAUCUAGAAGAAACCUUCGCGAGCAUCCGUGCUUUCAGGAUGAAAUUAAACCCUGAAAAGUGCACCUUCGGAGUGCCGUCAGGGAAGCUGCUUGGUUUUAUGGUGUCUCAUAGGGGCAUCCAAGCCAACCCGGAGAAAGUUACUGCUAUCCUCAACAUGAAACCGCCAAGUACCCAGAAAGAUGUUCAGAAGCUGACUGGAUGCAUGGCGGCGCUCAGCCGAUUUGUUUCGAGACUUGGCGAGCGGGGGAUGCCCUUCUUUAAGCUAUUGAAGAAAACAGAUGAUUUCCAGUGGGGACCCGAAGCACAGAAGGCCUUCGAAGAUUUCAAGAAACUCCUCACCGAGCCACCAGUCUUAGCUUCA